This is a messenger RNA of Phyllopteryx taeniolatus (common seadragon), 3382 nucleotides long. RefSeq names its product ELAV like neuron-specific RNA binding protein 4 (gene elavl4). NCBI's taxonomy places the organism in Eukaryota, Metazoa, Chordata, Actinopteri, Syngnathiformes, Syngnathidae. The transcript is spliced from 10 exons. Gene Ontology annotation, cellular component: ribonucleoprotein complex. The coding region runs from base 471 to 1796 and encodes 441 amino acids. Gene Ontology annotation, molecular function: RNA binding. The record is from RefSeq and is a predicted model, not a curated record.
UAAGGUAUCAGCUAACCUAGCUAGGGCUAUCCCACGACUAACAAACCUGCUCUAGUGAAGCGAAUAUCUAUUAAAAAGCAGAAUGUAUGCUAAUCUAUACUCGCGGUGUGUGUGUUCUCGGCGACUUUAUCGUGGCUAGUGGAUUGCAGCAAAACUAGCUUCCAGCAUGCAGGUGACAUUACUCUUGUUUACAUCUGUGCGCCUGCUAGCUCAAAAGGUUUAUUAGCACGCUACUGUGAAGGCACGUCGUGAUGAGGAAACGCGUAGAGGAUCAUGGUCGCCCGCGAGCACCUCUGUUUGUGAAAACAACUGCGACGAGAGAGCGAAGUAGUUGGACUCUCCUGUGACUGGCUGCUUUGUCAUGGCCAUGCCACACCCUACUGAGGAAGAGGACAGCCACCUGACCUUGAUGCUCACAUCAGCCCAUCCCUCGCUUGUGUUCAUCUGCUGGCCACUCAAAGCAUCUCAAGAUGAUGGCGAGGUACGGGCAGCUCUCGGGACUAGCAGCCAGUGGUGUGGGCUCCGUCCCCGAGUCGCACUCGCCGCUAUUUCCCAGGGAUCUCCCGUCAUCGCCCGCCCAGACGGGCUACAGGUCAUCCCUGGGGUCGACAGAGACACAGUGGCGUCAGGCAGAGCUCCCACAGCUCCAAGGCUGGGCAGAGAAGGGAUUGCUGACACAGCCAAAGAUGAUUAUCAGUAACAUGGAGGCUCCAGUGACAAACGGACCAAGUGGAGGAGGCACCACAGCCAACGGGCCAACCACUAACAACCGCGGUUGCCCCUCGCCCAUGCAGACGGGGCCAACAAAUGACGACAGCAAGACUAACCUCAUUGUCAACUACCUGCCACAGAACAUGACCCAGGAGGAGUUCCGCAGCCUUUUCGGUAGCAUUGGCGAGAUCGAAUCCUGCAAACUGGUUCGCGACAAGAUCACAGGUCAAAGUCUGGGUUACGGCUUUGUCAACUACAUCGAUCCAAAGGACGCAGAGAAAGCCAUCAACACGUUAAAUGGACUCCGACUUCAGACCAAAACAAUCAAGGUCUCGUAUGCGCGACCCAGCUCUGCUUCCAUCCGUGACGCCAACCUCUACGUGAGCGGCCUGCCCAAGACCAUGACCCAGAAGGAGCUGGAGCAGCUUUUCUCGCAGUACGGACGCAUCAUCACCUCCCGCAUCCUUGUCGACCAGGUCACAGGCCCCACAGGCGGCUCCCGAGGUGUGGGCUUCAUCCGCUUUGAUAAGAGGAUAGAAGCUGAGGAGGCUAUCAAAGGCCUCAAUGGACAGAAACCAUCGGGCGCGGCUGAGCCUAUCACGGUCAAAUUCGCCAACAACCCCAGCCAGAAGACCAGCCAGGCCCUCCUCUCGCAACUGUACCAGUCCCCCAACCGCCGAUACCCCGGGCCCCUCCACCACCAGGCUCAGAGGUUCAGGCUGGACAAUUUGCUUAAUAUGGCCUAUGGCGUAAAGAGGUUUUCGCCAAUCACCAUCGACAGCAUGACCAGCUUGGUGGGCAUGAACAUCCCCGGGCACACCGGCACCGGUUGGUGCAUCUUCGUCUACAACCUGUCCCCCGAUUCGGACGAGAGCGUGCUGUGGCAGCUCUUCGGGCCGUUCGGUGCCGUCAACAACGUCAAGGUGAUCCGUGACUUCAACACCAACAAGUGCAAAGGUUUCGGCUUUGUCACCAUGACAAAUUACGACGAGGCGGCCAUGGCCAUCGCCAGUCUCAACGGUUACAGGUUGGGCGACCGUGUCCUGCAAGUCUCCUUCAAGACAAACAAGGCCCACAAGUCCUGAACUCGAACAAGGUAGAAGCAGUUUCCCCGCAGCAGCAUCUGCAGCUCUGUCCGCUCCAAAAUGACCCCCCCAGGCCCCAACCAUCCUCCACCUCCACCCCCACCUUUAGCCCCUCCAGUCACCACUACGACCACCACCAUCCUGCAGUCAGCCAGCACAGAAAACUGGAACAUAAAGCAACCAUCCAACCCAAUUGAACUAGAAAUGGCUUAUAUCAUAACUUUGGACCUAUAAGCCAACGUUGCCUAAGUAUUACAAAAAUGAAAAUGAAGAAAAUGUUCAUGCGUUUUGGGAAGUUCCUGAUAUAACGCAGGCUUCUCUUUGUUGUAUAUUCUUUCUGUUUGUCCUGGUUGCUAAAUUGAGUUUUCUCUUCUGUGUAAACAGUAGCAAUUCCCCCCACCACCUUUAGAGAAGAGAAUAUCCUUUUUAGACCACUGUCUCGAUUCAGGAUUAGCUUUUCUUUUGUAUAUCCGGAUCCACUGUCGUUAGUAUCCUGUACCUCCCAGUCACUAUAGGGAGGGGGGCUCUUUUUUUAGCAAUUGAUGAACCAUUCAUUCAUUUAUAGUCGUAUUAAAAGGUCCCCUUAUUGAUUCUCGAUGGGAUUUCCCACUCCCACCGAUUCUGAUGUAAUAGGAAAAAAAAAGACUUUCUAACAUUGUUUUUGUUUUAUAUCGCAAACAAAACAAUGUCUUUGCUCACAGGGAGAUGGGGUUCGGGGGUGGGGGAUGGGUUAGCUUUCCUGAUGACACAUUAAGUAAUUUAAGAAAAAAAAAAAAAUAACACUGUUGCCAAAGAGAAGAUCUCUUUGCUUGAAAAAAAAUGCAUUUAGAAAAAAAUAGAAAAAUAAAUAGAAAGAAGAAUCUAUUUUUAUAAAUGAUAAUUAAAAUAAUAAUUAUUGAGAAAUUUUUACAAGAAUCUGGAUUUGAAAAAAGAGAAAAAUAUUUUGACUGGCUAACUGGGAGGGGAGGGGGGGCACCACCUUGUCUUGUCGUUCUGCCAUGGUACUUUCUAGGCUCAGCGCUCGUUGUUUUCCGAGGAAGCCAUGUUGGCGACGGGGAUUUUCUAGAUGGAAGGUUUUGUGAAAAAGGAAACCAAGGUGGGUGAUUUUGGUAAUUUUUCACAUACGUACUAGUGCAUAAUUAUUCAAUACCCACAAGGGGAAGGGAGAGGGGAACCAUCCUUUAUCGUCCAGAGCCCAAAGCAAGGAGACCCUUUGUUUGCUUCUUUUCCUGUUAUCGUCAACAGUCCAUAUGGGGUAUCAGUAACUACAUAUAUGCACAUCUAUCCAUUUAGAAAGCAUACUAUACAUGAUAUUGUUUCUCUUUGCUCUGCAUUUGUAUGCAAACUUCCUUUUAGCAAUCAACAGUAGGUGCUAUAUUACAUUAUUCAUCUUAAAUAUCCGAGUUGGUUGUUCUAUGUGUUGUUUCAAAAAAUACUAUGUUGAUGUUGGCAUUGAAUUGAGCUUAUUUGUUUAUUGUUGGCCCAAAUAGUCUGGUGAGACUAUUUUGUUGCAGAAAAACCAGAUCAACACAUUUGGGUAGUGUAAAAAAAAAAAUUUAAAAAAAAAAGAUAAUAUAUAUAUAUAU